Molecule: messenger RNA, 1107 nt
Organism: Rhodamnia argentea
Lineage: Eukaryota; Viridiplantae; Streptophyta; Magnoliopsida; Myrtales; Myrtaceae
Product: cytosolic sulfotransferase 13-like
Exons: 1
Coding region: 23-1090 (355 amino acids)
Biological process (GO): sulfation
Cellular component (GO): cytoplasm
Molecular function (GO): sulfotransferase activity
Source: RefSeq, a predicted model, not a curated record
CUUGUCGUUGUGUUUCCGCUCGAUGGACUCUACGACGUGCGAUUUUCACCAACUGCUCGUUUCGAAACCAAACGGAGAGGUGAUAAUGGACGAGGAAGGAAACGAUCCAGAAGAAAUUGAUCACAAGGACAUAUGCAUGGAAUGGGAGGCCAUACUGCCAACACUGCCCAAGCAAAAAGGGUGGAUGGCCGAUCAUCUUGUCCAAUACCAAGGAGUUUGGUUAAGUCCUUCGGGUCUAAAAGGAGUCAUGCUUGCAAGACACCACUUCACGUGUUUACCUACCGACAUUAUCUUAUCCACUUCUCCGAAAGCCGGAACCACAUGGUUCAAGGCACUUCUCUUCACAAUCAUGAACAGAAGAAUUUACCAGUUCUCCUCACACCCUCUACUUACCACCAAUCCCCAUGAUUUAGUGCUCUUCAUAGAAGCCAUGUUCGAUCAAGCUCCUACAGCAAGUCCCGUUAAGGACGGCAUUUCAUCUUCGAGGUUGCUUUCAACUCAUAUGCCGUACUCCUUGCUACCGAAUUCCGUCAAAACCUCUUGUUGCCGAAUAGUGUACGUGUGCCGUGACCCGAAAGACGCGCUCAUUUCCCAAUGGCAGUACCUGAAAAAACUAAGGCCAAAAGAAAUGCCGCCUUUGCCGCUCGAAGAAGCGUUCGGAUUGUUCUGUGAUGGGGUCUCGCAUUUUGGACCCUUUUGGGACCAUGCCCUGGGAUAUUACGGGGCUAGUCGAGAGUCACCUCAGAAGGUGUUGGUAUUGACUUACGAAGCCAUGAUGACGGAUCCAGCAUUCAAUAUCAAGAGAGUGGCUGACUUCGUUGGCCACCCUCUUGACCCGGAGGAAGAGAGUGGAGGAGUGGUGGAGAGGAUGGUGAGCUUGUGUAGCUUUGAGAAUUUGAGCAGGUUGGAAGUGAACAAGGGUGGGGUACAGCAAUUCACUGCUCAGUUCAUGGUGCCAAAUAGCAAUUUCUUUAGGAAAGGGCAGAUUGGAGAUUGGAGGAACCAUCUCACUCCAACAAUGGCGGAGAGUCUAAACAAGAUAACCAAGGAAAGGUUUGGUGGCCCUGAUUUGGAGUUUCUUUAUAGCUGAUUAAGCCUUUGAGGAAG